Cotesia congregata is the source of this 813-nucleotide messenger RNA. NCBI's taxonomy places the organism in Eukaryota, Metazoa, Arthropoda, Insecta, Hymenoptera, Braconidae. The record is from the annotation of a GenBank genome assembly.
AUGGGCAGAUCCAGAACGCGUAGUAAGUCGCCAAGUAGCAGACGGCGUCAUAAGAGUAAACAUUCAAGAAAACGUUCUAAAUCGCGUGAAAAACGUUCUAAUAAUAAAUAUUUGGAAAAAUCAAAAGAACGAAGUUCUAAAACAAGAAAACGCUCACAUUCUUCAUCAACAAGUAGUGAUUCUGAUGGCUCUGAUGAUGUACAUAUUGUCAGCCAUAAAAAACGCUUAUUCAAAGAUAGAGAUCGAAAAAUGGAUGAAGUUGAGCGAUUAGCUGAAAUGGAACGUCAAAGGAAAAAGAAAGAAUUAACGCACAAUACCCUCGCCACAAGCGCAAUCCGGCGGCAACGAGAAACAGAGCAAAAGUUAGUGGAAGAAGAGGCUGCUAAACGCAUUGAAGAGCUAGUCCAAAAAAGGGUGGAAGAAGAAUUAGAAAAACGUAAGGAGGAGAUUGAAGCAGAAGUUCAUAGACGAGUAGAAGAGGCUAAAAAAGCUAUUGAACGACAAAUGAUGGAAGAAAUGGAAUGGCGCCAGGCUAAACUCCGCGAGGAGGAGAAACGAAGAGAGGAGGAAGAGCGGAAAAAACGUGAGGAACUCGAACGGAUCAUGGAAGAAAACAACAGGAAAAUUGAAGAGGCUCAAAAGAAAUUGGCUGAAGAACGAUUAGCAAUGGUUGAAGAACAACGUCUUAUGGAAGAAGAGCGUCAGAAGAUGAGAAAAGAACAAGAAAAGCGAGUUAAAGAAGAACAAAAGAAAAUAUUGGGAAAAAAUAAUUCGAGGCCUAAACUUUCUUUCACUUUAAAACCAGUAACGUGA